Protopterus annectens (West African lungfish) is the source of this 482-nucleotide messenger RNA. It is a transcript of the gene NHP2, whose product is annotated as NHP2 ribonucleoprotein. NCBI's taxonomy places the organism in Eukaryota, Metazoa, Chordata, Ceratodontiformes, Protopteridae. Gene Ontology annotation, cellular component: nucleolus; box H/ACA snoRNP complex. Gene Ontology annotation, biological process: rRNA pseudouridine synthesis; snRNA pseudouridine synthesis. The coding region runs from base 102 to 482 and encodes 126 amino acids. Gene Ontology annotation, molecular function: box H/ACA snoRNA binding. The transcript is spliced from 4 exons. The record is from RefSeq and is a predicted model, not a curated record.
GAAAUCGUCUCUUGGUCCCAUACAAUUCUGCUUCCGUGUACUGUGCUUCGCGGUAAGUGAAGUGCUUUAUUGUUGGUGUGUGUUAAUUACACUAAGUAGUUAUGACAAAAAUUAAGAAAGAAAAGCACGAUCCAGAUGAGGAGCCGGCCUGUUCCUCCAUGGCUGACCCUCAUGUGGAGAGGACGUAUCAAGAGUUGGUGGCUUUUGUUAAUCCGAUCGCUAGCCCGUUAGCCUCUCGCAAGUUGAGCAAGAAAUUAUAUAAGUGUGUCAAAAAAGCUGCUAAAGAAAAACAGAUUCGGCGAGGAGUGAAGGAGGUUCAGAAGUUUAUUAACAAGGGUGAAAAAGGAAUUGUCGUUUUGGCUGGAGACACGUUACCGAUUGAUGUUUAUUGUCACAUACCUGUGAUGUGUGAGGACCGAAGUAUUCCAUACGCCUACAUUCCUUCAAAAGUGUUCAGCAUUGUCAUUAUUUUACCACAGUAA